Messenger RNA from Drosophila elegans, 5433 nucleotides. RefSeq lists its product as uncharacterized. Gene Ontology annotation, cellular component: plasma membrane. The transcript has 5 exons. The record is from RefSeq and is a predicted model, not a curated record. Gene Ontology annotation, molecular function: ephrin receptor binding. Gene Ontology annotation, biological process: ephrin receptor signaling pathway; axon guidance. The coding region runs from base 362 to 2383 and encodes 673 amino acids. Lineage: Eukaryota; Metazoa; Arthropoda; Insecta; Diptera; Drosophilidae.
ACGCGGUCACACUACUGACAAGUUUUUUUUAUAAUAGCUCUAGAAAUACAAUAUUUAUAAAUAUAUUUAUUGUAUGUAAUCCAUUAUAAAAAAUUACCGUUAAAAUGCGUUGUUUUCGAGUAUCUCUCUUCAGUCGCAAACCUGUUCGGGACCUAUUCUAAACGCCAAGUGAAAAAUGUAAUUGUUUUAAAAUAUACUUGGAAAAUCAAGAUGGAGCAAGACACACAUUGGUAUGUACCGACACGAAUACUGCUGUAAACCAAUAAUCGUAUUCGUAAGGCGCAGCUAUCUUGAAACAGACCGGGCCUUUUGACAAGCGUUAUUGGAGAACUAAACAUCGAAAAGGCAAAUUGCUGGCGGAAUGCAAGACACGCUUAAGGAGCUUCGUGUUAGCUUUGCCUGGACCCAGUUAAAGUCGCAGAUUGAAAACAGCAGUAUGCUGGGUCGUAAGAGACGCCUAACUUCUGGCCAAGAGCUUGCCGACCCGCAGCCACCUCUUCUAUUAGCUCUCCCGAAUUCCGAUUGCAGCACGCAGUUUCAGCCCAAGGAGCAACGCAGAGUGCAGCUCUACUCCGGAAGUCCAUUGAACAUCAAGUUGUGCGUGCCAGCGGGUAUUGAGAGUGUGCCAAGUGAUCGCAGCAAGUCACUGAACACGGCGAAAAACCAACAACCAGCAAUGCAUCGAAAGUCCAAGAGCAAAAGCAAGCUCCCGUCCGUCUGCAGCCUUUCGCCUUGUCAGUCGUCAAGUGAAAAGGAAACUGAUCCUUCCGCGGAGCACUCAUCGGCCCUGGAGGAAUCGGUUGAAGCAUGUGAGGGAGCUUCUGUGGGGAUAGGAGUCAAGAAGUCGCUGCGCUUUACUGAUAUAAAAAACACUGGAAGAAACCAGCGAAACCGCAGCAACAGGACUAGAAACCGAAACCGCUCGUUGUCUGCGUCCCCGCCGUCUGCAGCGGUGAGGUGCAAAAUGAUGAUUCCGUUCCCAACAUUCGGCGCCACAUCCUUAGUUACUUUGCUCACUUUAAUUUGUAUGGAAACGGUCCUGCUGUCCACCAUGUCCAGCUGCGCCAAAACGUUCUACAUGCAUUGGAAUACAUCGAACAGCAUAUUUCGGAUUGAUAACACCGACCAUAUAAUCGAUGUCAAUAAAGGCAAUCUUGCUUUCGAGUUCGAUCAGGUGCAUAUAAUAUGCCCAGUAUAUGAGCCAGGGACUUUUGAAAACGAAACUGAGAAAUAUAUAAUUUACAAUGUGUCUAAAGUGGAGUACGAAACAUGUCGCAUAACAAAUGCAGAUCCGCGAGUAAUAGCUAUAUGUGAUAAACCUCAGAAAUUAAUGUUUUUUACAAUAACUUUCCGGCCAUUUACACCGCAGCCAGGUGGUCUGGAGUUCCUACCUGGAAAUGAUUAUUACUUCAUUUCGACUUCAUCCAAGGAUGAUCUAUAUCGGCGAAUAGGGGGUCGAUGCUCUACAAACAACAUGAAAGUUGUCUUCAAAGUGUGUUGUGCCGCCGAGGAAAAGAACAAAACAACGCCGAUAAACAAAUCCAUCUCAGGCGCAGACCCUGGGGGAGCCAUCAGUGUUAAUAUAGCAGCCAACGAUGACAGUCACGUCCACGGACAAGGCAACACCAUCGCCAUUGGAACUAAUAUUGGCAUAAGUGGGGGUCUGAUACCAGGAGGUCCACAGUCCGCAGGGGUUCCGAUAAAUCCGGUCCACGGCAAUAGCAAUGUAAACGGCAUAGCAACUACUAUUAAUUCAAACAUCGACCAGUUCAACCGGAUACCGAUUCAACCAAAUAUAAUUGGCAACAAUGUGGGAAACAACGCCGUUGGACCUGGAAUGGUUGCUGGUGGUGGAAUAAUAUUAACUCCUGGCCAUGGUCACGGCAACAUUAAUAUGCUGCAACCCGGACGAGGUGGCAUAAACGUAGCUUACCCCGGACACCACCACAUCCAAACUGGGAUCCGGAUAAACAAUGUGCCGACGCAACACAGCUAUCCACCUCACAAGGGUAAUAUCAACGGCAAUACCAACGGAAAUGAUGACCACCACCAUUACAACAAACAUCCCAACGAGGUUGUAAAGAACGAAGAACUAACUUACAAUAGUGGCGCAGCGCCUGCAGACAAGCACUUUUUCGCUUUGUGGAUCUGGCUCAUGUCGUUUUUCUCAGUGACAUCAAUUGAAUCUUGCUGUUUGUCUGCGUAUUGGAUCAACCCAUCUUUGGUACUAAGCAUUGCCGCAAUCCUCGUGAUUCACCAUCUAGUUGAAAAUGCGCUGCAAGGCGCGUUGCAGCCGUAUAGACCUGGAAUGGUAGUUCUCAGUCCGACUAUGAGCGUGGACUUGUUUGGCCCCACAGCCGCCACCAUCGGAUAUGAUCGGUGAAUUUGUAGUGAACAAAGAAUUUUGAGUUUUCUUGUUCAGCAUUUAUAUUUUAAGAAUACCAAUAUCACUCAACAUCUUUUGUCGCUCUUCUCCAACUAUGUUAAUAUGAAUAGUGAUAAAAGGGAGUGGAAUGGAAAGGUUGGAAUCACAUGAUAUGCUUACUGAUAUUGAUUUGGAAAUGUAAUUGCAAUUGAUCGAGUUACUUUGACUCAAAAUUAAUAUAAUAGAUCAGAUAGAAAGGAGAAAGGUGAAAUAGAAUUAAUAAGUAAACAAAUUAAAUAUAUCAAGUACAUUAACAGUUAGCUAUAGUGCUCUAGAUAUAACUGUUACCGCUUAAGCAGAGGAGGACGGCAGAAUGCAGACAAAGGGUCAGGUAUACAAAGCGCUAGCAGUUUAGCUAAAUGCAUUUGCAUAUACCACCAUCAAGUGCCUAGCCACUAUGUCUGCUGUCCUCCCUAUAAUUGUGUCCUUUUGGUUUUUUGAAAUCACUACUUGGCGUGUGUGCGCAAAAUACAUUCGCAGAAAUAAUAGGGCAAUGUAGCGAUUAUCAGAUCUUUGCAGCUAGAGCUCUAGCUGACUAAGUGACUGCCAGUUAAAUUAUCAUUCCGACAUUCUCUUGUAUUAUCUAGGCACAUACUGAAUGUAAUGUAAUGUCCAAAUAAUUAGUAAAAAUGUACUAAAGCAAAGAGAUUCGCAUGCCUUCGGAAUGGCUAAAGUGGAUUAGAAAUUGCCGUAUCACUGGAAAUCUAAAGUCCCAAAAAUGUGUGAGAACCCACAUACACAUACUUAAUCUUAUUGAAUCCUGUACGAAGGGUAUUUCGACUGAAAUUAAAAACAAGCGCUUAUUAAGAAAGCACGAAGAAAAUUAAAUAUAAGUCAUUUAAAUACAGUAUGCUGCAGAUUGAGGAUGACUACGCAAACAUAUGUAAAUGUAAUCGCAUAAGAUCAAGUGAAACUUAUGUAUGUGUGUUUGGUAUGCAUUGAUGUAUAUUUAAAAUCGUGGUAGGUAUUUUGAAUAUGGUAAAGGUGAAAUUCAAAGAACUCAACUAUAAGUUUUAUGUUCUUUUCCUUUUUGUUUUGUUUUUUAUUUAAUUUUCCCUUCGAAAUAAUACAAUUUUAUUUUGUAAAUGAACCAAGCAGUAUAGAGAAGUGAUUCUUAACAUUAAAUAAAAUAUAUAUGUAUAUACAUACAUCAUACACAUACUUACAUAUAUACAAGAAAUGUUUAGGUGAAACGUUAUAAACUCUGUAAAUUUAAUAUAACUUAACUUAAAUUAAAAAUUAAUAAAAAUGGGGAUGGUAAAAAGAAGGUCAAAUAUAAAAAAGAAUUAUAUUGAGGCAUCUUGUGCUACCUUCGUGUGAAAAUAAAAAGGUUACAAUUUGUAUUCAUAGUCUAUAUAUAGUGAAUAAUUCAAUGCAUUAGAGCGUGAUUACAUAAGCGUGUCUAUAAUUUAGUCCGACAAACAUGUGUUGAAACUGUAGGUAUUACGAAAUUUGCCGCAGCGAGUUAACUAUUUACAAAUUAUUAUAUUAAUUAAAGACAGACAGUAAACAGACUGCAUCCCAUAUUUCAUCGUUGGAAUGUAACUUAAAAUCUUAAUUUUGCAUCGAAUUAAUUCAAACACAACACGUUUAUUGUGCAUUUAGUGUAAGCUUCUUCAUGUUUUUCGUGUUUUGUAUCAUUUUCCAUAAAUCUGUGCUACUAAUCUACUGCAAUACAGCCUUAAAACUUGAAUUCAUAACAUUUUUUGAUUAUUCGAACUCUACGCGAAUUGUAUUCGUAUACUGCCACAGCAAACCUGAACACUAAACCGAAUUUAUUACGAUCCAACGGUAUCAACCGAAAUCUCUAGAUUCAGUCCCAUUCUAUGAGUGAACACGAACACCUUAAAUAUGCAUUGCUCUACUUAGGCCUGUAUCCAACCAUUGCUGUUGAGCUAAUAAUGGCUUAUAGGGCUACAAAAUGUUUGAAAUUUUGUAACAUUACAAGCCAUUUUUAGCUUGACAUGAAAACACGAAUGCGGACCGUACUGUUACUUAAUCAAAUACUUAAUAUCAUACUUACAACCAACAUUACAUACUGCAUACAAACAAACAUACAUAGAAUCAUACAAUAGAACCGUAACUAACUACAUAAUAAGACAAGAGUCAAAAUAAUAUAAAGAAUCGUUAGGAUAACACAUAUUCAUACAGCACACAUUACAUACAUACAGUUUUAUAUGCGAGCAACUUUGACUUUUAUUGACUCACAAAAAUAACCUAUUUUUAACUAGCAUUCGGCCGCGUUGUCUGCGAUAGUGAACAUAGUAGAGAUGUUUACGAAGUUCGAACCAAUUCACCUACCUUUAUUCCCGUCCUGGACAAUGUUUCAUUUUUCACACAAAAAUCGAAAUCAUGAAAGCAUUUUGCAAACAUUCUCAGAUCGUUUUAUUUAAAACCUUUUGUUUAAGUGCACUCUGCUAAAGUUUUUUGUAAACGGUGCUGGAGCAAAAAUUGUCUGGUACAUUAUUGAUUGUUUUAUUAUUUAAUAGUAAUUAUGUGAACCUAACGGAAAGAGUCUUUGUUUGACUCUAAUUAAAUUUACCUAAAAGAAUGUAAUUAUAACAAAAAUUUGAAUUGAAUCCUAUUGGAUAUAGGUGGACGCCGCUAUACUCUGUUUACAAAAAACAUUACAUCUAAAUUCUUGUUUUGUUUCUUAGAAUACAUCGACGAUGCACAAAAUAACUGUAAACAUAACGAUAGGAAACCUUUAAAUUGCAAAACACAAGGCCGAUCGAUCAUUUAUAUGAUUUGACAUGAUUGAACUCAGCAAAUUAUUACACUAGUAAGCAUUUGUAUUUGUAUGUUACCGGAGAGAAGAGUAUAAUGUAGUUUUUAAUAGUAGCUCAGCAUAUUUAUAUCGACUUAUACUGUUUAAGGAGUAACAUAAGCAAGUGCGUACGACAAAAACUAUGUAUGAGCAUAACAGAUAGCCAAGCAGCAAGUAAUAACGGAGAUGUGACAUGCAGAUGAUAAAAUGUAUUAAUAAAAAUAAAAGAAUUUUGAAUUUA